UGUGAUAAUAUCAACACCUACAGACCGGAAGGGCAUGUUGCGCGGCUUUUCAGCGGGAAACCAAAAGGGGUUUUUGAGAGUAUCGAAGAAGUAGUGGAAGCAGUGAAUUCUGUUACCAUUUUGCUCAAUUCGGCGCACCAUGCAUUUUACAGUUCAUUUCGGGCAGUGAUCAGCGCAGUGGCCGAAUUUUCAAGGUUAAAAGCGCAGAUUACCGGCGCAGUGAAAUCUUCUGCAUUACUGAAUUGGUUGCGUUACAUUUGGCGGUUGCUUCUGCGCUACUUCCGGUUCAGAAGAGUACUGCGUGUGAAUCAAGAAACUUCAACAGCAGUGCUAGAGGAAUUGGAACCGUUGACACAGGCACUGCCGCCGCUAGCGCAGACCGAAGCAAAUUCAUUUCGGCCUUUGUUUUCUUGGGUUUUAUGGCUCUCCGUAAUAAUUGGAUCGUAUUUCGCACUCCGAUUAUUAGCACGCGCUGUGGCUCAUUUGGAGGAGUGUUUGCGAUGGUCAGAUGGGGAAGGCGAAUACUACGAAGCAGUAGCCGUUCAGGACUAUACUGCUGCAGGAGAGGGUAGAAUUUCAUUCAAACGUAACGAAGUGUUACGCGUUGCACCAAAGCGUUAUCAGCCACAGUGCCGUGGUUACCUUCUGGCAAGGCAAGUUAUUUGA
Molecule: messenger RNA, 666 nt
Organism: Gongylonema pulchrum
Lineage: Eukaryota; Metazoa; Nematoda; Chromadorea; Rhabditida; Gongylonematidae
Source: the annotation of a GenBank genome assembly